ACCCUCGAAUCCCUCCCUAAAACCCUGCUCUCAAUCAUUUUCACUCGCACAGACGCGACCGUACUCAAUGGGUAGCAGCCAAGCAGCCGUCUCUUUCCUCACCAACAUCGCACGCGCCGCGCUUGGCCUCGGCGCCACCGCCACCUUACUCAACUCCUCGCUCUACACCGUAGACGGAGGCCAACGCGCCGUCAUCUUCGACCGGCUCCGGGGGAUUCUGGACGAGACCGUCGGCGAGGGCACACACUUCCUCGUCCCAUGGCUCCAAAAGCCGUUCAUCUUCGACAUCCGAACCAAGCCCCACACCUUCUCGUCAGUAUCCGGCACCAAGGACCUCCAGAUGGUGAACCUGACCCUGCGUGUGCUCUCACGCCCCGAGGUCACGCGCCUCCCCGAGAUCGUCCAAACCCUAGGGCUCGAAUAUGACGAGAAGGUCCUCCCGUCAAUCGGAAACGAGGUGCUCAAGGCCGUGGUGGCUCAGUUCAACGCUGAUCAGCUCUUGACGGAGCGGCCUCAGGUCUCAGCGCUGGUCCGCAACGGCUUGACCGAGCGGGCCAGGAAUUUCAACAUCGUGCUGGACGACGUUGCAAUCACGCACCUGUCGUACGGGGCCGAGUUCUCGCGCGCCGUGGAGCAGAAGCAGGUGGCGCAGCAGGAGGCGGAGCGGUCGAAGUUCGUGGUGGCAAAGGCGGAGCAGGAGCGGCGUGCGGCGAUCAUUAGGGCCGAGGGUGAGAGCGAGUCAGCUAAGCUGAUAUCGGAUGCGACCGCGCAGGCCGGGAUGGGCCUGAUCGAGCUGAGGAAGAUCGAGGCCCUGAGAGAGAACGCUAACACGCUGGCUAAGUCGCCCAAUGUGGCGUAUUUGCCUGGUGGCCAGCAGUUGCUCAUGGCUCUCAAUGCCUCACGUUGAGUCGGGCCUCAGGACAUGGCAUAACAGCAUGAAAACGUCGAGGAUUUGCACAUUUGUUGGUUUUUUGCUGUGAUGUUUUUUAUUUAUGUAUCUCAGACCAUAUGAUCUGAACCUUCUUUAAGAAUCAGAAAUGAAGAAUUUAGGAUGUUUUGGGUAUUUAGUUUAAAAUGCAUGGGUUUUUCCCUAUCCUGGAAUCUUACCUUGUUUACUGUAUGUUAUAACUUCAAAGAUUCGAUUUGGUACUUAAAUAUGUUAAUCAAUGCUGAAUGCAUUUUUCUUUCCCAAA
Alnus glutinosa is the source of this 1193-nucleotide messenger RNA. RefSeq names its product prohibitin-3, mitochondrial-like. The coding region runs from base 68 to 907 and encodes 279 amino acids. The transcript has 2 exons. The record is from RefSeq and is a predicted model, not a curated record. Gene Ontology annotation, biological process: mitochondrion organization. Gene Ontology annotation, cellular component: mitochondrion; membrane. Lineage: Eukaryota; Viridiplantae; Streptophyta; Magnoliopsida; Fagales; Betulaceae.